Molecule: messenger RNA, 1119 nt
Organism: Sycon ciliatum
Lineage: Eukaryota; Metazoa; Porifera; Calcarea; Leucosolenida; Sycettidae
Exons: 1
Coding region: 1-1119 (372 amino acids)
Molecular function (GO): nucleic acid binding
Source: RefSeq, a predicted model, not a curated record
AUGGUACGGAAGCGGCGGUACAUCAAGCCAAAAUUGACUCGCACCCACAAGAAGAAUCGUUUGAACUUUGUACUCGACCAGGUGGACCGUUCCACUCAGCGCUUACCUGAUUUCUUGAACUCAGCACACGGGGACGAGAAAUGGUUCUAUAUGAUGAAGGACGGUCAGAUCUGUCGUGUGUUUCCUGAUCGCCAGGGUCAGUACCGAUUUCCUCGCAGUCCCAAAAUUUAUCACAAGAGUAGAAUGCCGAAGGUGAUGGUACUCGCGGUCUGCGCCCGUCCACGACCUGAAUACGGAUUUGACGGUCGCAUCGGCAUGUGGAGCUUCACUAUUGAGAGGUUAGCUAAGCGCAGUGACAGGAGAACUGGAGUGGUAGCUGGGCAAACGACAAUUCUUGAAGAUGUCACAGUUGAUGCAAGCGCCUAUCGCAAGAAAAUCAUCGCCAAGGGUGGUGUAUUUGAGGCCAUACGGGAAAAGAUGUGGUGGUACCACAAGGCUGCCAGGUACGACCUCGAUGCUUCCGGAUGCAGGAAGCCAAGCGGUGAGCUGGUGAGUGGUACAUGGCGAUUCUCACGUAUGAGAGGUACACCGUGUGCUGAGGCAGGCCAGUCUCUCCUGUACCAGCACGACGGUGCGCGCCCCCAUACUGCGAAGGAGAAUCACCGUGCUUUUGCGUGUCAAAGCAAAACGAAGGGGUUCUCUCUCUGCGUGGUCACUCAGCCAGCACAGAGUCCAGACGUCGAUGUCAACGACCUGGCGUUUUUCAAUAGCCUCCAGAGCGAUGUAUCUCUGGUGGCUAAGGAAAAUCGCCAGGAAUUGUUGGCUGCGAUUUUGGACUGUUGGCGUGAAUACCCUGCCGAAAAGAUGGAGUCCGUGUGGAGGUGUUUACACAAUUCGUACCACGGCAUUCUGGAGAGUGGCGGUGGAAAUGAAUACCCUCGACAUCGUGGCUCGCGGACAGCACAUCGGAGCGACAUCGAGAGUUGCAGAGCAGUCACAGCAGAGGCUCUUACUGCAGCUGAAUGCGCUCUAGUCGCACUUUCGUCGGAUGUCAGCGACUGUGAUUCCUCUCGUCCAGAAGCUGCGACGUCCGAAUCAGAGGAGAGCGACUCAGACUGA